AUGGCAUUUGCAGGCAAAUACGAAUUCGAAGAUGAUGAUGAAUUUGUGAUAAAAAUUGGCCUCCCCAGUGACAAGGUUGAAAUUGGAAGGAAUUGUAAAUUAGUCACUGAGGUGGUGCAGAAAGAAAAUGACUUCACCUGGACGCAGCAUUUCCCAGGAGGCUGCACCACGACCAACACAUUCACAGUUGGCAAGGAAGCAGAAAUUGAGACAAUGAGUGGUAAAAAGUUCAAA
This is a messenger RNA of Mesitornis unicolor (brown roatelo), 234 nucleotides long. Its product is annotated as gastrotropin-like. NCBI's taxonomy places the organism in Eukaryota, Metazoa, Chordata, Aves, Mesitornithiformes, Mesitornithidae. The transcript has 2 exons. The annotation marks the transcript as partial. The record is from RefSeq and is a predicted model, not a curated record.